AUAGAACUUGAAAAAUGAGAGAUCAUAAUAAUUUUUCAUUUUGUAGAAAAUAAGAUCCAUUAUUAAUCUAACAAAUCACCAACACACAGAUGGAAACAAUAAUCACCGUCCUUAGUUCAUCACUCAGCAACAGGCGGCAGCUUCUGCAACCAAAAAAAUAAUUAAAAAAAAUUAUCUAAAAGUAACAAAAAAAAUGACAGGCAUCUGAACCCAAAACCAAAACUUGUUGGGAAGAGUUUCAACAAAAAAAAAAAAAAAAAGACGUAGAAUUAGAAUACCAAGAAAGAAGAUGUCCACACAGAGACACGGUAAUUCUCCUUCCACAUCUCCUGAAGAAAACGCUAUGUUCCUUGAUAUACUUCAUGAGGCUCCUUUAUGUGGUCACCGGAAACGCAGGAGUAUUUUUGGAGCUGUUGUCUACUGUGUUCUACUGGCAAGUUAUGCUGUUUUGGGUGCGAUAGCUCCCUUUGUAUUUCAUCACGGAUUGGUCCCACCGCUGCUUUGUAGUUGCGAUGUUGCUCUUCUAAUAGUCACAGGCAUCUUCCAACAAUAUUUUGUUUCUCAAGUCCAAAAAAUUCGUUUACAGGGCUAUUAUAGUUUCAGCCAAAAAUUGAAGCAUGUUGUUCGCUUACCAUUUGCCAUUACUGCCUAUGGAACUGCUGCAAUGUUGCUUGUCAUGGUAUGGAAACCACAAAUCAGCUUUCUUUCAAUCCCAGCAUUACUAAGGAUUAUUGUGUUGACUGAAGCAAUAUGUGCUGUGUCCUUUUUGAGCAUCUAUGUUGGUUAUCUACAGAAGUACAAUUCAUUAGAUUCUCAGCCUGAUAUUUUGAAGUCAUUAUAUUCUCCACUCCAGCAAUCAAGUUCUUUAGAAGGCUUGAGGUAUCAUGAUGGUGGUCGACUUUCUGAUCAGCAAAUGGCUUUACUUCAAUAUCAGCGUGAGAACCUUCAUUUUUUGAGUGAGGAGAUUCUUCAUUUGCAAGAGUGCCUAAGCAAAUAUGAGCGGUCUAAUGAUGGGAGCACACCUCAGGUUGAUCUUGCUCACAUGUUAGCAGCUCGUGAACAGGAAUUGCGGACACUUGCUGCUGAGAUGAAUCAACUGCAAACUGAGCUAAGGCUUGCUCUGUCUUUGAUUGCUGAGAGGGACUCUGAGGUACAGCGAGUUCGCACUACAAACAAUCAGUACGUGGAAGAGAAUGAAAGGCUCAGAGCUAUUUUAGGGGAAUGGAGCACAAGAGCAGCGAAGCUUGAGCGAGCAUUGGAGGUUGAGCGUCUGUCAAGUCUUGAACUGCAAAGGAAGCUGUCAACUGGAAGAAUUCAAUCAAAUGGAUCACCUGAACAAAGCUAGCAGCACACAGCUUAGUUGCCCUGAAACUUUCCCAUAUUGUCAUUUCUCGGGAUUUUUUAGUUCCAUGAGGACAAGAAGGAUCAAAGUGCCACUUUUACAGGAGUAGAUGGUCGAAUGUAUAUAACAUAACCUUAAGGAAACUAGUUGAGGAAGCAGUUGCAUAAUGAUUGCAUAUCUUGCUUGAUGCA
Molecule: messenger RNA, 1533 nt
Organism: Hevea brasiliensis (rubber tree)
Lineage: Eukaryota; Viridiplantae; Streptophyta; Magnoliopsida; Malpighiales; Euphorbiaceae
Product: protein FIP1
Exons: 14
Coding region: 290-1345 (351 amino acids)
Cellular component (GO): lysosomal membrane; late endosome
Source: RefSeq, a predicted model, not a curated record